CACACACACACACACUUUCUCCGCUGAGGCCAGCACAGAGCAGGAGAGGAGGGACUGUUAGCAGCUCUGAGAUCCAGCUGUCCUUCGCUCCGAGUCUGCUCUCCCUGACUCUCCCAGCCUCAUCCCUCCAUGGGACUCCAGACCUGGCCGCCAAGCAAACCACUGUCCUCCAUGGCCUGCCUUGAUGUGGAGACCCCUUCCAUCUGCAGGGGUCAAUUUAAAUCAGUCCUCCAGCUCCGUUUGCAACAGAGGAGAACUCGGGAGCAGCUUGUGGAGCAAGGCAUCAUGCCGCCUCUGAAAACACCUGCUUCCUUUCAUGAGCGGAUUCGCAGCCUGGAGAGAGCCAGGACCGGAAGCUUCUUAAAGCACAAACUCUGCAGCAGACCUGAGCGCUCCGAGUUGGUCCGUAUGCACAUCCUGCAAGAGACGCAGGCUGAAGCCUCCCUGCAGGCCACACAGAUGAAGCUGAAGAGGGCCAGACUGACUGAUGAUCUCAACGAGAAGAUUGCCCAGCGGCCUGGACCCAUGGAGCUGGUGGAGAAGAACAUCCUGCCUGUGGAUUCAGGUGUCGAAGAAGACGUCGAUGGGCCAACAGGUGGUGAGGAAAACCGUUCUAAGCCACCAGACGUUUUCAACUUUGGCGAGGAAAGCAGUGAGGCCUUAUCGCCACAACGGCCUGCCAGACAAACAACCCCCAGUUGCAACUCUCAAAGGGAGUCUGGAGGGACUGAGGCCACUUCUACUUCCUCAUACUUAAACUCCCCCAUCCAGCAUUCCCCACCACCGAACUCACAGUCCACGUCAGAUGUAGUCGGCCUCGUCUCCACCAGUGAGCCACAAAGCAAACAACAUGCGACUCCACCUCAGCCAAUCACUCCUGUUGUCCCCAGUGUCACACCAGGACCACUUCUUGUGAAGCAAAGUCUGCCCAGGCUACCCAGCGAUAAAAGCCGCAGCAAAAAGGGCAAAGAGCCCAAACCACGGGUGAAAAAGUUAAAAUAUCAUCAGUACAUCCCCCCAGACCAGAAGCAGGAGCUCAAUGACAUGCUGAUGGACUCAGCUUACACCCGUCUCCUGCAGCAGCAGCAGCAAUUCCUGCAGCUUCAGAUCUUGAACCAGCAGCAGCAGCAGUACAGCUACCAGGCCGCCCUGCCUGCCCCGCUCAAAGCAACGACUGAGGUACAAACCAGCUGUUCCAGUGUGGUUCUGAGUGGAAGCGCUACGCCUAUCCCUGUGCAGCCCCGGCACACUCAGACCAACCGCAAGCCGGAUCAUUUACCAGCUAAUCUGGAUGAGAUGAAGGUUGCUGAGCUGAAAAUGGAACUAAAAUGCAGAUCUUUGCCGGUUUCUGGGACUAAGACAGAUCUGAUAGAGAGGCUAAAGUUGUACCAGGAGAACUCUAACAUUCAGAUUGCUGCUGUCAUGGAGAAAUCAGCUCUCACAGGAGUCUCACACUCUGACAGCAAAAGGUUAACCCCACCUGUGUCCCCCUCUAAGGUGUCCAAUCUGGGCAUAGAGGACAGUAGUAUGGCAGACAGCAAGCUCCCAGAAGCUCUGUCUCCAACUCACACUGCUCCCUGUGGGAACUCCCCACAGAGAGCUCCACGGGAGGAGUGUCCCACGGAGACCAGGUCCUAUGAGAAGGACAAACGUCUCCACGAUAAGGAGCGUCAGAUUGAGGAGCUGAUGAGGAAGCUGGAGCAGGAGCAGAGGCUGGUGGAGGAGCUGAAGAUGCAGCUGGAGGUGGAGAAGAGAAGUCAGCAAGCAGAUCCUCCGGCUCAGCUCAUACCGCUUGCUCCCAUCCAGGUCAAAGAGGAAAACGGGACCUUGUCAAACUGCUCAGCGUCUUGCGGUUCUCCUGGUCUGCCAGUGUUGGUCAAACAAGAGGAGGCGGCUCCUCAAAAUCAGUUCAUCAUCAGCGACCAGACUUUUAAAACCGUGCAGCCGGUCAAGGCUGAAGCUCUGAACCUCCGACCUGCAUCCCGUCCUGCCUCAGCAGUUACUAUCCAGCUCCCUGCCAGCAGCCUUAAAUUACACACUCCCGUUAGCAGCGCAGACCCAGGCUUCAUUCAGACCUCUGGACAGGUGCCACAAAAAACAGAGGCCUCAGCAGCAUUACAACAGCAGUGCAGCACUCAGCCGCUGACAAAGACAUGGAGGAUGGGUCAUACAGCACAAAGCUUACUCAACACAUUCCCAGUAAGUGGAUGCCCUGUGGGAGCCUCCUCUAGCCAACCUGGUCCUAAAGAUCCUACAAAUAAGUCUCCCUGCACGAGGCAGCCAACGAUCUUGCCAAAAUUCACAAACCAUGUGUCAAAAUGUAAAGACCCACCCCGCUAUGAGGAUGCAGUUAAACAGACACGCAGCAUCUUAACAGCUGUUCAGGGUCCCACUGCCGCAAGCCAGCAGAUGGAUGACUUGUUUGAUGUGUUGAUAGAGAGUGGUGAGAUCUCCCCCUUCAUCAGACAGGAUCCUCCCAGUCUGGAGAAGCCUCUCCCUGUGACAGCCAGUGUAACCACCCUCCCCAUCAACACGGUUUUAUCCCGCCCUCCACCCGUGGUCCAAGUGGCCCAGCUGCCUGCAGCACAGCUCAACCCCUCGCCCAGCUUGGCGGCCCUGACCUCUGACACCCAGCUGGAAACCCUCCUAGGUGCUCACACCGAUCCACAAACACUGACGCUGAUAGAGGAGCUACACUCACCUGUGGUUCCCAUGGAGGGUUACUUAAAUGAAAACACAUCACCCUCUACUUUGAACUUGCACAGUACCAACAUUGAUAAUAUGGAUUGGCUGGACCUUACCCUCUCCGUGCCAGCAGAGGGGGUCAACUCUUUGGACAUGUCAGCGCCAGUGGGCGUCUUCUCCUCUGACUUCCUGGACUCACAUGAACUGCACUUGAACUGGGACUGACUGCUGUCGAGGACAAUCCAUACACCCAUCAGACAUGUUCAGACACACAUACUUUUAUGCAAGGGAGGUUGCAUAUAUUUCCUAUGUGAAAAAAUAGAGGCUUUUGGAGGCUCUUUUGUUUUCUGGCCAUAUAAAUUAGCUCAGUAAUAAUCUAUUUGCUAUUUGUCAGUUUAGAAGUUCCUGCAUUGCUUCCUUUGAGGUCUUCAACUCCUCUGAUUGUACAGGAAGACAGUGGGAGGCGGCAGAUUGAGCAGAGAGUUGAAGUUGCCUUUACAAUUUCAAUCUUAUUAUGCAGGUCACUCCACACUGAUUCGGAAUGAUCAUCACGAUCAAAAUGGAUCGUUAACACACACGCUGAAUGUUCCCUGUGUGUAUGUAAAUUGUGAAGCAUAAAUCAGAUGUUUAAUUGAAUCGAGACUGUGAUUAUGAUAGUGAUAUAAUAUUAUCACAUUGCUCCAUAUUUCAUCCAUAUUCACUCCCGGAUCUUUCGUAUGCAUUUGUACACUGUCUAAAACAUACUGCACAUGUAAAACCAAUAGUCCAAUGAGCUUUACAAGUAGAAUACAGGCAACUAAUCACAAGUUAUCUGGUGUCCUCUGUUAAGACGUUCAAAGACUCUGAAAUAGGGAUGGGUAUCGUUUUUUUUUCUUCUGAUACCGGUGCUAAACCGAUCAUUUUAAAACAAUACCGGUGCCUAAACGGUGCCUGAACUGCUACUUUUUUUUUUUCUAAACACAAAACGACGAUUGACGACAUUAAAGAAAGGCUUUUUUUUUUCUU
Molecule: messenger RNA, 3690 nt
Organism: Cyclopterus lumpus (lumpfish)
Lineage: Eukaryota; Metazoa; Chordata; Actinopteri; Perciformes; Cyclopteridae
Gene: mrtfbb
Product: myocardin related transcription factor Bb
Exons: 14
Coding region: 130-2910 (926 amino acids)
Biological process (GO): smooth muscle cell differentiation
Source: RefSeq, a predicted model, not a curated record